This is a messenger RNA of Meloidogyne enterolobii, 336 nucleotides long. The record is from the annotation of a GenBank genome assembly. Lineage: Eukaryota; Metazoa; Nematoda; Chromadorea; Rhabditida; Meloidogynidae.
AUGGGGGGUUCUUCUCGACAUAAAGGAGAAGGGUCGUCACAUACAAAGCAAUAUCAUCAAAAAUAUGGCAAUAAAAUUAACAAAAAAUUAGAUCUGCUAAAAGAGAAAAAUGGAUGUACUGGUCAUGAAAAGAGAGAAAUUAAUCCAAAUAGAAAAACACAGAAGGAGUUGAUUGACUAUUAUUUGGAGAAUCAUGAGACAUUCAGAUAUGCUAGCGAACAGGCAAAAAAUAAAAAUAUAAAACAAUUUUUUGAUCGCUUCGAAAAUGAGGAAUAUGAAGUAAAUAAUUAAUAAGUAGGGGUGGGAUUUAUAUGGACUAUCAAUCGAAAAAUAUGG